AUGGCUGAGAUCGGCUUUGGCUUCUCGCGGCACCCCCAGGAAAAUCAUUCUGCACCUCCUGACGUAACCACGUACACCUCAGAACACUCGAUACAGAUGGAGCGACCACAGGGUUCCACGGGGUCCCGGACAGCGCCCAAGUAUGGCGACGCGGAGCUCAUGGAGACCAGGGAUGGUACGUCCCAAAGCAGAGAUGCGUAUUUUUGUGGGAAACGGUUUGUGCUGAUGUCCCGUUCUGUGCCCGUGACUGGUUUUCAGACAUUCUUGAGAUUCCCUGAGAACAUAGAGGCGGAAGCAGUAGACUCGCCAGCAGCCGUUCAUAAACAGAAGGAGCACCCCCUAAUGCGGCCACGUGGGUGGCCGAAACUGUUCCCGGGGUGCCCAGCCUACCGCGUGUGUGCUGACUGCACAGCUGUGGUUGUGAUGGCUUAUCUGCCCCUGCAUAUUCAAGUUAAAAACUGUCGUUACAGGCCCACGGAUGACAGUAACCAGCCCCCGGGCCGGGGCGUCCUCUCCAUGCAUGGGCUGACCUAUGGAGUCAUUCGUUUGGACUCGGAAGAGAAGCUCUCCGUGCUCACCAUGCAGGAUGUCGGCCUCGUGAUGCCUGGAGCAGAAAAUCCAUAAGGAAGUCAAAUCUGAAAGAAUCAGGUACCAUGGAAUGGCAUAAUCAGUCAUCCUUCCCAUCCGUGGGCCAGCUACGGUGACUGGUGGGCCAGGCAUUCACCAACAUCCAUCAUCCAUCCUCUGGGGCAUGGCUGCACUUCACUCCCAGGCUCCCUGUCAUUAUGCAGAUUAGGUAAAUCAUGGCCAAUCUCACCUUAAGCCUCCCACCACCACCGUGGCAAUCACCCAGUCCCAACCACAGCAAGGACAGUCGUGUUCUUGGGAACGCAGAGCAGGGGUCUGAAAGGAACCUGGAUCCCUGAAUACCUCAUGGAGCAGUCACCAGCCUGGAACAUCCUCCCUCAUGAGUUUGCAAGAGAGAAAAACUCCUUGGUUCCUCAAGCUACAAUACUGCAGAGUCUCAGAUCAUAGCAUCCUUACCUACCCUCGUCAGGAAUCGUUCAUGCUCAUCAAGACAUGAGAACAAAACUGCAGUGGCACAGUCACACUCACCCAGAACGCAGACCACCUGCUACUCACAUUCAUCGUAUUAACACCAAAAAGCCGCCGUCGUGGAUAUCCUGGAUGUGGACACUCGGCGGCUUUUUGCUGGAGAUGCGCUUUGUGCAUUUAUCACACGACCAUCUUGGCGUCAGGAGGGGCUGCGCAGAUGGCAGCUGUACACAUCACAGGGAGUCUCACUCACUGGACUCUCAGCCAGCUCCCACUAUCAGUGCCCGCAGAGUCCCCUCCUCCGGGAGCACGUGCUUGGACACCACAGUGACCUGUGGAUCCACACAACAGCACUGUGUGCCCCAGGAGCUUAGAAAGUACCACUGCAUCAAUGCCUCCACAGGUGAGGCCGGGGGCAGAAGCCAACCUCAAGCAGUUACGGUCCUCCGUGGGGCUGGUGUCCAGGCAGGAAGGUGGCUCAGCGGCUCUCCUCUCACUGUGGAACUUCCUAGGUCCCCACAUGGACAGAACUGAAAUAACACGCAGCAAACAACAGGAACGAGAACACGACCAGCAGCUUCUGAGAUGAGCAAGCUGGGCUGAUCAUGAGACACCUGACAGGGACGGUGCCAGAGCCCCUCCCAGUGCCCUGUGAGAACAGCGCUGCCAGCAUCUCCCUAAAACCAGCCCAAGUCGAGUUAGACUCGAGGCUUCCUAGGAAUGGGCAGAUCCAUUCAAUCUCACAGUCUGAACCUUUUAGGCCGUGUGUUAUGGCCCUCAUCUCACAUAUGGGAAUGCGGACACUGCACCAUAGACCCGGCCCCAAGCCCUGGUUUCUUCUUCGACACCACACACCAGUACAGUGAGCACUUAGGAUCUGGGCAUUCACAUAAAAUACUGCUUAACUAAAACUUCUGAUUUAGAACAUAUUUAAUUCCUACUCACAGAGCUGAAAGUGUUCUGUCCUAGGAGGCGGCAGUUGUAACUAAGCAUGAGAGAAGAAGGGAUCAGAGCAGUGCCAAGUAUUAAAUAUGCCUCCAAAUCUAUUCACCAGGUCGCCAUGCUAUUGUCACCUGCUUCGUUUUCUGUCCUUAAAAGACUUAAUAGUUACUUUUCAAAAUAGACAACCUGUUUUACUGAUGCUUAGCUAUAAAGUAGCGAGCUACGUAUCCAAAAGGGAGAUAUGGGAAAACAGAAAAUGUCCACAAGCGAUCGGGUGGGACGGCAGCUGCAGCAGCACCUGGCUCUGUUGCGUUGUGAGCCAGCCACAUGGGCUGGACAGCUCACUUAGCCACUGAAAUUAUAUCAUCUAAGAUUUUGUUGCAGUUACUUUGAUAAAUUCUCCUUCCUGCUAUGAAGAGUAAGGUUUGGGUUUUUUUUUUGUUUUUUUUUUUUUUGAGUCGGAGUCUCCUGUGUCACCCAG
Messenger RNA from Cercocebus atys (sooty mangabey), 2479 nucleotides. RefSeq lists its product as uncharacterized. The transcript is spliced from 4 exons. Lineage: Eukaryota; Metazoa; Chordata; Mammalia; Primates; Cercopithecidae. The record is from RefSeq and is a predicted model, not a curated record. Bases 1 to 624 code for a protein of 207 amino acids.